This is a messenger RNA of Bacillus rossius redtenbacheri, 630 nucleotides long. Its product is annotated as MICOS complex subunit Mic10-like. Gene Ontology annotation, cellular component: mitochondrion; mitochondrial inner membrane; MICOS complex. NCBI's taxonomy places the organism in Eukaryota, Metazoa, Arthropoda, Insecta, Phasmatodea, Bacillidae. The record is from RefSeq and is a predicted model, not a curated record. Bases 129 to 377 code for a protein of 82 amino acids. The transcript has 4 exons.
UAGUUAUAUCUAUGAACGUUUUUCUGUCGUCUGUGGCACGGUGUUGAACGAACGAUAGUAUUUGUGUAAUUUGUAAACUUUUGUGCAAUUUAAAAAAAAGUAGAGAAUUUACAAAAAACUUUGGAACAAUGUCAACAUCUGCUAAGUUGCUGUCCGAGGAUGAACUCGGGAGGAAAUGGGAUUCGUGUUUGCAUGAUACUGUUUUAAAAUUAGGUGGUGGCUUGGUAGUUGGUGGAAUAUUUUCUCUUCUUUUCUUCAGACGAAAAGCAUGGCCUAUAGCAAUGGGGUCAGGAUUUGGCCUGGGAAUGGCAUACUUGAACUGUGAACGAGCAGUUAAUGGCAUUAUAACGCAAAGCACUAUUGAGAAGGGUCAUUGAAGAAGGAAGGAACUUUUUGAGUUGUAGCAACAAUAUUUAAAAACUUUUAUACCAAAAAUGGAGCAAAAGCUUCAUCAGGCAUCUGGAUACGAAGUGAACUUUUGGUACCGUGGUUUGAGAGAAAGUUGUUUUCUUGUAUUUAUCUUUGUUAACUUUGGACACUUGUUUAAACAAAUGUUGUCCUAGUUUUUUUUAUGUUUCAGACAUUUAGCUGUAGGAAUAAUUUAUGAAAUAAAACUCUAUUAUGAAUACA